Penicillium pulvis is the source of this 612-nucleotide messenger RNA. Its product is annotated as p24 family protein. The record is from RefSeq and is a predicted model, not a curated record. Bases 1 to 612 code for a protein of 203 amino acids. The transcript has 4 exons. NCBI's taxonomy places the organism in Eukaryota, Fungi, Ascomycota, Eurotiomycetes, Eurotiales, Aspergillaceae. Gene Ontology annotation, biological process: Golgi organization; intracellular protein transport; endoplasmic reticulum to Golgi vesicle-mediated transport. Gene Ontology annotation, cellular component: endoplasmic reticulum-Golgi intermediate compartment; Golgi apparatus; endoplasmic reticulum.
AUGCGAUUCUCAGCAGCAAGCGUCCUGGCCACCGCGCUGGGGUUGUUCUCCGUCGCGACCGCACACACCAUCCAGCUCAAGGCUCACUCCCGGGAAUGCUUCCACGAGGUCCUACACAAGGAUGAUUUGAUGACCGUUACUUUCCAAGUUGGCGACCGGGAAUUUGGCGGAAGCGGUAAUCUUGAGAUUGAUUUCUGGGUCGAGGACCCCCUGAGGAACCGCCUGUACUACAAGCAAGCCAUCUCGAAUGAAGACUACUCAUUCACCGCGCAAGCCGACGGCAAAUACAACUACUGCUUCAGCAACGAGGGCUGGACUUCGAACUCGAAGGAGGUCUCAUUCAACGUCCACGGUAUCGUCUAUGUGCCGGAAUCGGAGAUGGCGCAGGACCCCUUGGAGGCCGAAGUCCGUCGAUUGUCCGAGGCUGUUUCACAAGUUAGAGAUGAGCAGGGAUACAUUGUCGUCCGUGAGCGCGUGCACCGGAACACAGCAGAGAGCACCAACGGCCGAGUCAAGUGGUGGAGUACCUUCCAGUUGGCUGUAGUUAUUGGAGAGGGUGUGUUCCAGGUGUGGUGGCUGAAGAGAUUCUUUGAGGUCAAGCGCGUUGUCUAA